UCCCAGAAUAGCCUCUCACCGGAGCGCUCUCUAAAUAUCAGUGGAGGGUUUUUUGGAUUUCGGGGUGACUUGGGAGUCGCUGGAGAUGGAUUAAAGGGACGGUGCACCGCAAAACUGGAGCACCACGCGCGACCACGCCGGGGGGGAAGGGGGCGACGGGACUCGGUGAAUUCACGGAGCCCCCGGGACAGAGGCUGUGACUGGUCCCACCCCAAGAUGACGUCCCCCAAAAACAAAGCCAAGAAGAAAGCACCCAAAGACAGCAUGACGCUGCUGCCAUGCUUUUAUUUUGUAGAGCUCCCCAUCGUCCUGUCCUCUUUGGUGUCGCUGUACUUCCUGGAGCUGACAGAUGUGUUGUCCCCGGCGAUGGUGGGCUUCCGUUGCCACGACCGUGACCUCUCCAUGCCCUACGUAGAGACGGGGGAUGAGCUCAUCCCUUUGCUGAUGCUGCUGAGUUUGGCCUUCGCUGGUCCUGCAGCGUCCAUAAUGAUGGGGGAGGGCCUGACGUACUGUUUGCAGUCCAAACUGAAGACGUGUCCCAAGUCGGAGAGCAGCAUCAACGCCGGAGGCUGCAGCUUCAACUCCUUCCUACGCAGAACCGUGCGCUUCGUCGGUGUUCAUGUGUUCGGUCUCCUGGCAACAGCCCUAGUGACAGAUGUCAUCCAGCUAGCUACUGGUUACCACGCCCCUUUCUUCCUCACCGUCUGCCAGCCCAAUUACACGGCUCCGGGAGUGUCAUGUGACAACAAUGCCUACAUCACACGGGACAUAUGCAUGGGGAAGGAUCCGUAUGCCAUCAUGUCAGCUAGGAAAACGUUUCCAUCCCAGCAUGCAACGCUCUCUGGCUUCGCUGCUGUCUAUAUCUCCAUGUAUUUGAAUGCCAGCAUCAGCAGCACGACCAAGCUGCUGAAGCCGUUGCUGGUGUUUUCGUUCUGCAUGGCGGCGGGCCUCGCUGGGCUCACGCAGAUAACUCAGCACCGCAGUCACCCGAUAGACGUCUACGUGGGAUACCUCAUAGGAGCCGGCGUCGGAGUCUACCUGGCUGUGUACGCAGUGGGAAACUUCAAAGCAUCAGACGAAGAUGCUCCCUCUUUGCAGAGACUGGCCCCAGCUCUGCAGAAGGACAGCCUGAGGGUGCUGAGCCAGCGGAGUCAUGACUCCCUGUACAGGAAGACUCCCAGGGUGUCUGAGAGCAGAGAGGAGCUGGGGGCGGGGCUGGGGUCCGGGGCUCGCAGUAAGGUGAGGAGGGAGAAGGCGUCCCUGGCCUCCCUCAAACGAGCGAGUGCUGAUGUGGAGCUCCUGGCAACCCGGGGUCCCAUGGGCAAGGAAACUAUGGUAACCUUCAGCAACACUUUGCCCCGAGUCGCGAACGGCAACAGCCCCAUCUCCCCCUCAGAUGAUCUGCCCGCUACGCAGCGUCACAUGACCUUCCACGUGCCCUUUGACCCCCAGAGGUCUCGGCAGCUGGUGUCAGAGUGGAGGCAGCGCUCCCUGGAGCUCCGCAGCCAGAGCUCACGAGACGAGGAGGAGGGAAUGGACGGGAGGGAUGGAGGAGAUGAAGGAGAAGGAGACCAGGAGAUGCCCCCCUCUCUUUAUCCCACAGUGCAAGCCAACAAGGGCAACGCCACACCAACUGGAGGCAGGAUGGUGGUGUCGCCCCCACUCGUUCACAUCCCUGAAGAGGCAUCUCGGCCGCCGCCUGUCUCCCCCAAGAGUGCCAAGACUCGCGCCAAGUGGCUGUCACUCACAGAGGGAGGGGGGGGGAAAGAGCCGGGAACAGGGCCGAUUGCGGUGUGUACUCCCCGCGUGCCCAACACGCAGCCCAACCAGCUGUCCAGCCAGCCAAGAGUCACUCAGGUGAUAGCCAUGUCCAAGCAGCAGGGUCACGGAGUCACUUCGUCCACUAAGACGUCAGAAGGUGGCUCCUCCUCCGGCGGUGGCUCCAACUGCUCCGAGUCGCCCUAUUAUCGGAUCCCAUCCGAUCGAGACAGCUGCACGGGGAGCAACCCGGGGAGCAUCGCCGGAAGUGGGAGCAUCGUCACCAUCGACGCUCACGCCCCUCACCACCCGGUGGUGCGUGUGUCGGCCGCUAACGGCAAGCCGUGGGAGUGGAGAAACACCAUCAGCGGCAACAUGAUGGCCGGCGACUUGGCAGGGGACAAACACCGCGUAUCGCUACAGCGACAGGAUAAUGGCAAUCACUACCGGGAUUACCGGACACUGCCAGUGAAAAAGGAAUCGCUCUGCCCCUCCUCGGCCAGUGGCAGCGCCGAAGGAGGACUCGAUCUGCCUCCCCCACCUCUCCCCUCCUCCUCCCCUCUGCUUCCCCCUCCUCAGCUGUUGUCAUCCCCUCUACCGCCACCCCCUCCCCACUCGUCUACUUCCCCUUUGCCUCCCCCUCCUCACCCAAGCUCCUCUCCAAUGCUUUCUCCUCUCCCUCACCCUGCCUCCUCUCACCUGUCCUCUCAGAUGCCCCCACCGCCCCUCCCGUCGUCCUCUCAAAUGCACCCACUUCUCCACCCAUCUUCCUCUCAAAUGCACCCGUCCUCCUGUCAAAUGCCCCCCACCUCCUCACCCGUCCUCCUGUCAAAUGCUCCCUACCACCUCACCCGUCCUCCUGUCAAAUGCCCCCACCACCUCACCCGUCCUCUUGUCAAAUGCCCCCACCUCCUCACCCGUCCUCCUGUCAAAUGCCCCCACCUCCUCACCCUUCCUCCUGUCAAAUGCCCCCACCACCUCACCCGUCCUCCUGUCAAAUGCCCCCACCACCUCACCCGUCCUCUUGUCAAAUGCCCCUACCUCCACAUCCGUCCUCUUCCCCUUUGCCACCUCCACCUCACCCUUCAUCCUCCAUGCCUCCACCUCCGCACCCAUCCUGCUCCAGCAUGCUUCCCCCCCCUCCCCAUCCCGACUUACUGAUGGACAGCCACAGCCAGGCGCUGUCCCGCUCCUCCACCCUGCCUCGCCGGCCCUCUGCCCGCAGCCACGCUGAGCAGGAGCACUACUACAAGGCCAUGCAGAACGAGAGGAUGUUAUAGCCAAGACGUCAUUGUCAUAUCAAUGAUUGUACUUCAGGAGACGCCGCUGAAAGAGACAGAGAAACAAAGUAGGUUGUGGCAGGUGAAUAGUGACUUUUGAAAAAUGACAAAAAGGUUUAGAGACUCUGAGACCAGAACAGCAGCAGGGGUGGACGACCACGGGGAGGUCUUGCAACUCACACGCACUCAGCAGGGGAUCUGUUUUUUUCUCCUUCUCACACGUACGCUCAACGGCUCUGACUGGGAAUCGAACAGACAAGAGAAGGGGAGUCAAAGACAGCAGGGUGAAGAAUUAGAAACUCUAGUUUCACCUAUUUUCAGCACGCACACCCUCCGUGGUUCUUUAAAACACAUUUAGAGAAGGAGUGGAAGAGGCUGCAGCUGAGAGAGAGAGAUAUCACAAUGAACGGCCUGGGAUUUGCUAAAUCAACUUUCCCUUGAGAGGAGGGAUAAGACUGAGAAAACAAAACAACUACAGGCAAUACUAGCUCUCCUGAAAGUAGUGCAGCUGUUUGAGGUUGCCAGCCGCUACACACAGAGAAUUUGAACUGAGAAACUUGUGCUUCUAAGCACCCAAAAGCUACGAAUAAAGAAAAGAAUGCAGUAAUGUUAAGUUCAAGAUUAUAAGCCACAACACACACAAGCAAGAGUGGUCGUUUAACCCCUCUGAUUACACAAAGCAAAUGGGGAAAUGUAUGUUUGACGCCAUGCAAAACUGUCAGUAUCCACCAGAGAGAUCCGGCUUAGGAAGCGUUGCUUCUGGUUGGGGUGUGAGGAGGAGGAGGGGUGGGCAUAAGGAGGAUCACGCACAGUUGGGCACCCCUAUACAGACGUCACUGAAUGGAUUACUGCUGUAAACAUGAGAGGCGGUGGAAUGGAAAGGGAAUUUGUUUCCUAAAGUGAAGAUGGUGGCCGGGCCCGCACAGCACAGCGAGCCAGGCAGCCAGUCUGCCUCUGCUUGUGUGCAAAACCUGCCACGGAGCCUGAAGCAGCACUAAGGAGAUUAACGUUUGUUUGUCAAACCACGCUGGCACACUCUUCCCUCCGUGGCCCUUUGCGUUUGGCCCUUCUGGCAAAACACAAUGGCGUCGGGACAGUUGCCGGAAAGCUGCCCAGCCAGUUGUGCAGAACGCCGUCACCGCCGACGUGCACAGGUGCUGGUUGGAUGCGACUAACUGUCGCUUGCAGAAUCUGUUGAUACCCGUUUCGCAUUUCAAAGAUUGUGGUACUACUUUCUAACCAUGCAUACUUGAUAAGGGAUGUAUAAGUUGGUGCUUUAUUAAUGAUCUUUUUUUCUGCUUUAUAGAUCAAUACAUUUUUAAGAGCAACUUGUCGGUUGUCAGGUUUUAAAAACGUCUUUUUAUGUAGCUAUUUUAAUUUUCGGGAAAAGCUCUGCAGGAAGCCUAAAUAAUGUUUACAACUCCAGACUCCAUCCAUUAUUUAUACCCGCUUAUCUUUUGCAGGGUCACUAGAGAGGGCUACCCUUAUUUAAGUAUGCCUUAUUAGAAAGUUAUACCAAGUUAUAUUGGUCUUUUCUUUUUGUUUUACAUAAACUACUUUCAUAUUCUCUUUUACUAAAUGAUAAUGUAGAACCAGAACAAGCGAGUAAGAGCUGCUUCAUACAGUAGGUGAAGUAAAUGCUUACCACUGAAAGCUUUUAGACGAUUAAUGAUUAAUUGUAGAAUUAUUCUAAUUAUUAACAGAAAUUGAAAUGAGUCAGCAGCGGCAGCCCUAACAAACAAUACAAGUUGAGAAGAGAGGACGUUCUUCCUGUUCACCCCUGCCUCGUGUGUGUAUUUAUACCAUGUUGUAUAAAGUUGUUAUCUCGUACCUAUGCUUUCACACAUGCAAGUUUCUUCUAACUCAUCGGAAGAUAUUCCGUCCAAUGACAAGUGCUUUAUUUUCGAUCGUACCUUGAUCGUAUUCUAAUGAAACCUCACAAACAUGAAAGAGUUGGUUUUUGCGCCACAACAUCUGAAGGCUACAUGAACUGAAUGUGUAACGUUGUGCUAGGAACGGGCAAGUUAAAUGGAACAAGUUGUACUCUGUAGUGGAGCAAGGUAGAUAAUGUUGCUCGUCGGUUUGUGCUGCAUGUGUGUGUACGAGCGUGUUUUAAAAAAAACUUUACUUCUGUGCUUCAAGUCUACGCUGUCGCCUUCGACGGACAAGACAUGCUGCAUUUUUCAGUGCUGGUGAUUAUCGUACUACUUUCCCCCAUUUUAACUGUAAGAAAUACUUGAUAUUACCUAAUAUUAUUAAUACUGUUAUUAUUGCGCAGUCCUCUUUUAUGGGCUAAUGUUUUCUAUCUGUGGUGAUGUGUAACAUUAAUAACCCAAUUGAAUAAAAAAGAC
Cottoperca gobio is the source of this 5389-nucleotide messenger RNA. It is a transcript of the gene plppr3a, whose product is annotated as phospholipid phosphatase related 3a. Lineage: Eukaryota; Metazoa; Chordata; Actinopteri; Perciformes; Bovichtidae. Gene Ontology annotation, biological process: phospholipid dephosphorylation; phospholipid metabolic process; signal transduction. Gene Ontology annotation, molecular function: phosphatidate phosphatase activity. The record is from RefSeq and is a predicted model, not a curated record. Gene Ontology annotation, cellular component: plasma membrane.